Notechis scutatus (mainland tiger snake) is the source of this 2971-nucleotide messenger RNA. It is a transcript of the gene STK38L, whose product is annotated as serine/threonine kinase 38 like. Gene Ontology annotation, biological process: protein phosphorylation. The record is from RefSeq and is a predicted model, not a curated record. Lineage: Eukaryota; Metazoa; Chordata; Lepidosauria; Squamata; Elapidae. Gene Ontology annotation, molecular function: protein serine/threonine kinase activity; ATP binding.
GCUUUUCGCUCCGCCGCCGCCGCCGCCGCCGCUGCUUCUGCGCUCAGUCUUUGCUUCCCGGCGCGGGGCGAGCCAGAGGUGCAGGCGAGGGAAGCGGGCGGCUUGCAAGCGGGGAGCGCAGCCGGCCAGGCGCGGGGAGAGCUGGUUACUAUGGCAAUGACUGCAGCAACUCCAACGUCUUUUCCUAUGAGCAACCACACCCGCGAGCGAGUCACAGUGGCCAAACUUACUCUGGAGAACUUCUAUAGUAACCUCAUCUUGCAGCAUGAAGAAAGAGAAACUAGGCAGAAGAAGCUAGAAGUAGCCAUGGAGAAAGAAGGCUUAGCAGAUGAAGAGAAAAAGCUCCGAAGAUCUCAGCACGCCCACAAAGAAACGGAAUUUUUAAGGCUGAAAAGGACAAGACUGGGCCUGGAUGACUUUGAAUCUCUGAAGGUGAUCGGAAGAGGGGCAUUUGGCGAGGUCCGAUUAGUUCAGAAAAAAGAUACGGGUCAUAUAUAUGCCAUGAAAAUAUUGAGAAAAGCUGACAUGCUGGAAAAAGAGCAAGUGGCUCAUAUACGAGCAGAAAGGGACAUCUUAGUAGAAGCUGAUGGUGCCUGGGUCGUGAAGAUGUUCUAUAGUUUUCAGGACAAACGCAACCUUUACUUGAUUAUGGAGUUUCUUCCAGGAGGUGAUAUGAUGACUUUGCUCAUGAAGAAGGAUACACUCUCUGAGGAAGAGACACAGUUUUAUAUCUCCGAAACCGUGCUCGCUAUCGACGCCAUUCACCAGCUGGGGUUUAUUCACAGAGAUAUUAAACCCGACAAUCUUUUGCUGGAUGCAAAGGGCCAUGUAAAACUCUCUGAUUUUGGGCUAUGCACAGGUUUAAAGAAAGCUCACCGAACUGAAUUCUACAGAAACCUUACGCAUAACCCCCCGAGUGACUUCUCCUUUCAGAAUAUGAACUCCAAAAGAAAAGCAGAAACGUGGAAGAAGAACAGGAGACAACUGGCCUAUUCUACUGUUGGGACUCCAGACUACAUCGCGCCUGAGGUUUUCAUGCAAACGGGUUACAACAAACUCUGUGAUUGGUGGUCUUUGGGAGUCAUCAUGUACGAAAUGCUAAUAGGAUAUCCCCCCUUUUGCUCCGAAACACCGCAAGAAACCUAUAGAAAAAUUAUGAACUGGAAAGAAACGUUGGUAUUUCCACCGGAAGUGCCCAUUUCAGAAAAAGCAAAGGACCUCAUUUUAAAAUUUUGCACGGAUGCGGAAAACAGAGUCGGCAGCAACAGCGUAGAAGAAAUUAAGAGCCAUGCGUUUUUCGAAGGGGUGGAUUGGGCCCACAUCAGGGAAAGGCCAGCUGCGAUCACUAUAGAAAUCAAAAGUAUAGACGACACCUCCAAUUUCGACGAAUUCCCCGAAUCUGAUAUUUUACAACCAGUGCCGAAUACCACUGAACCGGAUUUCAAGUCCAAAGAUUGGGUCUUCCUGAAUUACACCUACAAGAGAUUCGAAGGGCUGACUCAGCGGGGUUCGAUCCCUUCUUACAUGAAGGCUGGGAAGUUGUGAGAGAGAGACACACAGUGGGCCAGGAAACGUAAGAACUCAGGUACCCCGCCCGCCUCCGCUCGACCUCCACCCUCUCCGACGUUCCCACAGACCGGCGACCAUGGUCUCGGGGCUCUCCUCCUCCCCUCCCCGAAAAAAAACAUAAGGAAUUCUACCGGAUUAGAAUUUUCUGAGACUACUACAGACUUAUUAGUUGGCAGUGCCAGCUGGCGGCUUCUAUGAAUAGUGAAUUAUUUUUGUUAAAACUUUAUUACAACAGAGGUACUGGAAAUUUAAAGAAAAAAAGAGAGUGUGAGAGAGAAAAAGAGAAGAAGAAGAAGAAGAAGAAGCAAUCAACGUUCCUCUUUGUAUCUGCACUGCCCGAAAUGUACGUUAUAAGGGUCAAUUCUAACUCUACGGGGUCACUUGGUUUAGGGUUGGAGCCAAUGGUGGGAUUCAAAUAAUUUAAUAACCGGUUCUCUGCCCUAAUGGUUUCUUCAAACAACCAGUUCCCCAAACUGCUCUGAACGUUAACAACCAGUUCUCUCGAACCGGUGUGAACUGCCUGAAUCCCACCACCGGUUGGACCUACCUGUCAGUUUGCCCUGGUGUUCAAAAGGUCGUGUCUGUGUAAGAAGCAGCCUUGUCUGUUCUUCAACAAGGGACAGUUCCAAUUCACCUGGGCAUGGUUUGUUUUUUUGAAGGUAGAAAGGACAGGUAAUCCUCGACUUACCCUGCUUCAUUUAAUGACCCCUUCCAAAGCAGCGACAACACUGAGAAAAGCGACUUCAUGGCCUUCCCCCCCCCCACACACACACCCAUGUCCAUUUUCCAGCCUCUUCCCACGGUGAUCAAAAUUCAGACUCGUAUUUGCGAUGGAUGCAGGGUUGACGUGACCCCUCCCCCUUUUGCAACCUUCUGACCAGCAGAGUGAAAGCUGGAUUUGCUUCACAAGUGUGUGACUCACUUAGGAACGGCAGCGAUUUGCUUAAUGACCCGUGGCUAGGAAAGUUGUAAAAGGGGGAGGGGAAGCGAACCGAGGUCUGGCUUAAACGGCAGAGGUUUUGGGUUCUGCUUGCGGUCGUACGUUGAGGAUUACCUGUGUGAAAAAACGCAGAGAAGGGGAAGCCACGUGGUUCGAUAACGUGGUUCGCUACGGAUUGAAAGACGGUGGACUUCAGAAGCUGCGGUAAAGGGAUUGAAACGAGCUAUUUUUGACAAAGGUUUUUUGCCACUCCUGCUGGCUUCUUGCUCUCCUCGCUCAGGGCUCCUUAGUCUUAACACUAAAAAGAAGUGACUCCUUCAGAUUGUAAUUUGGAGUCAAACUGGUUUGGAACCGGAUUCAACCCCAAGGUGCGCCUUUGGCUGUUUUCACAAGCGAGACGCCACUUUUAUCAAAUAAAAGUGAGCGGCAGCUUUCAUCUCAAAUCACUGGAAAACAUCUUAA